This is a messenger RNA of Trichobilharzia regenti, 852 nucleotides long. The record is from the annotation of a GenBank genome assembly. NCBI's taxonomy places the organism in Eukaryota, Metazoa, Platyhelminthes, Trematoda, Strigeidida, Schistosomatidae.
UGUGUUCAGAAAAAUUCUGUUCGAACUCUCUCUCUCUCUUGGCCUUCGCCCCCAACCUAAAAUACUUAUAUCCAAGUGACAUUGGAUAACUGUAAAAUGCCCGCGUAGCCGGAGAAAUGUGAAGAUAUGGCAUAGAAGUGCUGGGAAUCUGCGAGAGCUGAAGCAAUGGAUGUGGAUUAUCAAAAUAGUUAACUGGAGAGUCAGUAAUCUACUCCGCUCUCCUUUCCCAGAAGAAAACCAUGAACACACUGAGGCAGUGAGUGGCUACAUCGAUGUUACUAGUGGCAGUCAAAGCAGUCAAAUGCAGUGGGAACCAAUCUCCUCCUCCACGAUUAUGACAACAAGAUUCAACUCAAAAGGAAGGUUGGAAGGUCACAAUUGUCCAAUGCCACGCAAAGUGCUACAAACAACGCGGAACAAGAGAAGAAGGAAGAUUUCUACAAAUAGUAGUGGACAACAGCCCAAAUGGCGACACCAAAAUCCUCAUAGAUCAUACGAAUGCCUAUCGAACUGGGAGCAGAUAAUACAGGAAGAGAACUCAUCAUGGGUCGAGAGGCUCUCGGUCGGAGAAAUGAAUGAAAGCAGAGAGUUAUUCGCAGACUUCUGAGCUUUCAAUGACUUGGUGAUCGGAGACAGUGUGUACAAACACAAGGAUAUACACAAGGCCAGCAACAUGGAUUCUAUCUGAUGGACACACCACUAGCCAGACAUACUUCAUCUCAAUGCAGCUCAAGGAAGUAGAAACGCAGCCAGUUUACUGGACAAAAAAUCGAGAAGGGGAGGAGACGUGGAAUCAGACCACCAUUCAGUUCAAACAACCUUCAAGGUGAAGCUAAAAUCCCUCAAAACAAA